Molecule: messenger RNA, 393 nt
Organism: Vicia faba (fava bean)
Lineage: Eukaryota; Viridiplantae; Streptophyta; Magnoliopsida; Fabales; Fabaceae
Source: the annotation of a GenBank genome assembly
AUGAUGCCGAUGCAGUUGCAGGGAAACUGCAAAGAGCUUUUUUUGGUGAGUUCUCUCGUGUGUUUUUCUCUGGGUUUUUUUCCAAUCGUGGCUUUACAGUUUCAGGAUCCGCUCACCUUUUCUGUCUCACGAUUUCGUUCGAUUCACUCAUUUCACUUCUCAGAUUCACCGACUAUGAAGGAAAAAGAUGAAAGAAGUAGAAUUUCUUACCUACCGGAGAUAGUCCGGUGCUUCUUCAGAUCAGAGAAUAUUAUCAGAAAUCUAGCGAUGAAGAAUGACAAAGUCGAUGCGGUGAGGAUGAUGUAUGACAAAGUUGCAGCAAGGUUCUCGAUUGAGAAAAUCAGAGAGAUAGGAAUCUCGAAUUCUUCAGUUGUCCCUCGAGGAAAGAGGUGA